AUGAUAAGAGAACCGUCAGAAAUAUCAAGUAUUGACACCUAUACUGAAGUAAAAGACUCAAAAUGUCGUCGUGCGUUGAAAAUAGGACUUAUAACAUUUUUGGUACUCGGAAUACUUGCUGCGAUAAUUGUUCCUUGCGUCCUUUAUCUUCCUACAAGAGGCAAACCAUCAACCACGACAGAAUUUCCAAAUAAUCCUGAAUUCAAUUAUUCGAGAUGUUUCGAAGAAAAAUUGAAUGAAAACUACCAUUGUUUGGCUUCCUGUCCUCAUGAAAAAUAUUGCUACGAAAGAUGCUAUGAUUAUUUUUAUGAAGGCGCGACUGUCUGUUCAGCGAUGACAGGGACCAGUACUGUUACAAGUACUACUACAUCAACAACAACAACAAAGUGGACAUCGAUACCAGUUCCUACUCCCCCAGGAUCAAAUAAUUGGGAGAACACACAUAUCCUUGGAUUUUACGAUCGCAAUCAUAUGUUUCAAUAUGCAACUGUCAUCGCCGGAGACGGGUCCUCAUCGACAAGGGCAAAAAUAAGCUACGGUGACGAAGAUUAUUUUUAUUCUUGGGGAAAAGGGGCCAUGGUAAAGGGCCAAUUUUAUUUUUUUCAAGAAGGAUCGAUUCUUAGGCUCGAUGGUUGCGACGUUUCAAAAACGAGUUCAAAUUUAUUGAAUUAUUUUGACUCUUAUGAUGGUGACGCACUUACGAUCCAUGAUGGAAGCGACGGUCACCAAAUUGAGACUUUUUCAAUCAUUGAUGGAUGGAUUCAGCUACCUGAACAUCCAUGGUAUAUUUUUGAUAAUUCUCUGGUUGGGCUUGAUUCCGGUGCAAUUAUUACAAUUGGAGGAUCUUACUACACAGGACCUCCGGACUGGACCAUAUCUCUUAUGGAUGAUAUUUGGAUGCUUCAAGAUGGAGAUUGGUCAAAAAUUGGUCAAUUAGCGAUCCGUCGAUCGUCAAUAAUCUCGAUUGGUGAAUCAAUUUACAUUUAUGCCGAUGAUUAUUAUUACAAUGAGAACAAUUAUGGUAGCGUCAUAAGAUUGGACAUGGAUGGAGACGAGAUCCUUAAUUCUACAACUAUUGCGGGUUACCCUGGAGGACAAGCCAUCCUUACUCGGGCUACACCGAAAUAUUGCCAUGACAUUGAUUAUUAUAAUUACUAUUAA
This is a messenger RNA of Oikopleura dioica, 1161 nucleotides long. The record is from the annotation of a GenBank genome assembly. NCBI's taxonomy places the organism in Eukaryota, Metazoa, Chordata, Appendicularia, Copelata, Oikopleuridae.